AUGGCGGCGACGCCAACAGCUCCCCAACCCCUCAACAGAGAUAAUGCUACAGAUUUCGGCGACUUUGCACGCAACGAGGAUGAAGAAGGUGAUAUCGAAGAGCUUGCAGAGCCCUGGCACAAGUAUGCUACAAAGGAAACCCCACACGUCUUCUAUCCUAUCUGUCUCGGAGAAGUACUCAAUAAGAGAUAUCUGGUAGAGCACAAAAUCGGCUUCGGUGGCUUCUCAACUGUCUGGAUGGCCUAUGAUCUCCAAGAUAAAAAAGAUGUAGCUCUCAAGGUGAUGUCAUUGGGGGAAUGGGGAGAAACCGAAAUACGCAUGCAGGACGAAAUUAUUCAGAAUGUACAAGAUACCUCCCACCUUGUGACAUAUUUGGCAACCUUUAUCCUCCCUGGAAAUGUUGGUUACCACAGGGUCCUGGUGCUUCCCUUAAUGGGCCCAUCCCUUUGCUAUCUUACUAUGAGAAAUAUGUCUGUGGCAACUCGCAUGUCUGCCGCGAAGCAAUUACUAGUGGCCUUAGGGAAUUUACAUAGAGCAGGGAUUAUACAUCGUGAUUUGAACGAGAGGAACUGUAUGUGGGGGAUGGCUCCUCUCCACAAUCUUAGCCGCAGUGCAAAAUAUAAGGUACUCGGUCGACCAUUAAAAGAGAUUAUACCAAAUAUCAACAACCUUUGGAAGCAGGGAGAGCUUGUCCAGCCUCUUAAUGUUCCUAGUGACCUGCGUAUAGACAAAUUCUAUCUUGGGGAUUUUGGUCUGGCCAUGAAGCUUGGUAGUCCUGUAUCUCAAUGCGGCUAUCCGCCUAUGGAAUUCUGUUCACCCGAUCGACUUCAUAAUAAGGGUUUAACUGUUGCCUGCGAUAUGUGGAGUUAUAUGGUCAUCUUCUCUGUGCUUUACCUUGGCUUUCCGCCUUUCCCUUCCUUCCUUAAGGGGGGGAUAAUUAGUGGCAUUGUUAGAAGCAUGGGGCCAUUGCCUAAAGAGUGGAACGGCCUUUACACGCAUCCUAAGGGCCUCGAUUCUUGGUAUGACCAGAGUCAAACUACCGAUCCAAAACAUGACCUUGCGUCCACAAUUGCAUACUAUCGUCCAGAUAGUAACCCAACUGAGCGAAAACAUGUACUGUCCAUCAUGACUAGGAUAUUCACUUAUUGCCCGGAGAAGCGCCUGACCGCGACGGAACUUCUGCAGGACCCCUCAUUCAAAGCUAUCAUGAACAAAUAUGGCUGCUAA
Arthroderma uncinatum is the source of this 1227-nucleotide messenger RNA. Its product is annotated as serine/threonine protein kinase. Bases 1 to 1227 code for a protein of 408 amino acids. Gene Ontology annotation, cellular component: nucleus. Gene Ontology annotation, biological process: peptidyl-serine phosphorylation; positive regulation of DNA-templated transcription; peptidyl-threonine phosphorylation. The transcript has 2 exons. NCBI's taxonomy places the organism in Eukaryota, Fungi, Ascomycota, Eurotiomycetes, Onygenales, Arthrodermataceae. Gene Ontology annotation, molecular function: transcription coactivator activity; protein serine/threonine kinase activity; ATP binding. The record is from RefSeq and is a predicted model, not a curated record.